UUUUACUUUCUGUUUGAGGGAAGCCUGAAGCACGAGACAGUUGGGCAGUGUUGCUGCCCGGUCAUGUGGUUUCCAGUAAAGUGAUGGCGGGGUAAAGUUUACGUGUCUCAGUAAUAAUGGCUCAUCUGCUGUCGCUGCUUCUCCUGCUGCCCCGAGCGUGUGCUGAACUCCAGAUCUCUGCUCCGACCUCUCAAGCAGCCCUGCAAGGAUCAGACGUCCUUCUAAACUGCAGCUUCUCUGUGGAUGACCGCCACGUGGAUCCCAAAUACCUUGCCGUGUUAUGGUAUUUUAAAGAAAAAAUUAUUCUUACGUCUGAUAGUAAAGGUAAAGACCUCAGCCCAAGGAUUUCAUUCAACGAACGAGCGGCUUUAGCUGGUGACGCUUCUAUAAAACUGUCUGACGUCAACAUUGAGGAUGAAGGACUCUACAGGUGCGUGGUGAUCUACGCCCCGGACAAAAAAGAGAAGGAGAUCACUCUGAACGUAUUAGUCCGCCCAACGAUCCAGAUUCAUAACAAAUACGUCAGCGAGAGAAGCCUAGUGUGCUCAGCCAGGGGCUUCUAUCCUCCGCCGAUCGGCAUCACGUGGCUUAGAGAUAAAGAGGUCCUUAAGAACGCGACUUUGGACAAACCAUUGAGAGGUCCCGAUGGCGCAUACACAACAGAAAGCACGCUGACGAUAGCGGACGAUCGCGGUCACACAAACGACAUCUUCAUCUGCAAAGUCCACCACGAAUCCCUCGAGGAGCCGCUUCAGGAAAGCACCCUGCUGAUUUAUAGAGAUAAGAGGAACGCCUGGGUGACGACCGCCAGCAUUCUUGUUGGGUUGGCGAUGGUCGGAGCGGUGGUUGGUUUCCUUCUGUGGAAACAGAGACUCCAGAAGAAAGCAUCAGGACGAUUCUCGCUGAAUGACAUCCAGGGGCCGGAGAAACUCGUCGACGGAGAAGAAGUGGUUCUGAUCUGUACGGCCACCAACUGUCCAGGAACGCCGCGGGUUACGUGGUUUGAGAAAGGAAAGGUGGGACCCUUAGAAAUUCUAGAGCCUCCAGACAGCGGUCCGGGGGAGUCCGAGCAGCCGCUGACCAGAACGUACGCGAUCAGGAAGAAAGCGGAGGGAUUUGGGGAUUAUACCACCAGCCUGAGGUUUAGAUUCUGCUUCCAGAAGCACAACAGGCUCUCCUUCAUCUGUCGAUUCACCAGCGACAAAGUAUUCAAGGAGAAGACCUUCCACUGCACAUCAGUUUAUGCCAAACCCCAGCUGGCCGAGCCGAUAAAAGCCUCGCUCUGUAUUUCCGGGGAGGUUGUCUGCUCGAUCUCCUUGCAGAAUUUUUACCCCCAACAAAUCAAAAUUGGCUGGAAAUGUGAACGGGGAGACCUUCCGGCAAAAUUAUCAUCCAAGGAGAAGUUUCAGACAAACCCUGACUUUACCGUCAACGUUUGUAGCAAAGUCAGAAUCCCGGGGGAUUUCUUCAGAGACCCGGAAGGCAAGCUGAGCGUGACGUGGGAGCACGAAUGUCUCGCCGCGCCCGGAUCCUGUGCGCUGUCUGCCAGGAGCCCAGGCUACCCUUGGAACCCCGUUGUAGAGGAAAUAAAGACACCUUUACUUUUCCACGGAAUUCCGGUAAAACUGGAGUGCAAAAUCUCAAAUUAUUUCCCGGACGCACUGACCGCGAAUUGGCUGAUUAAAAAUAACGGGAGCCCGGAGGAACUCCCCGUCCCCGACAAGGAGAACGUUUUAGUUACGAAAUCCCAAAACAAGGAGGAUUUCACCCACAGCUGCACCUCCAGCCUGACCGUCACCCCAACGCUCGGGGCUCAUCAGGGAGCGGAGUACGUUUGCAGGGUCUCGCACCCCUCUCUGGAGACCCCAAUUGAGAGAAGAACCGAGAAGCUCCGUAUACUGGCCAAACCCUGUAGGAAGGAGCCUAUAAAGGCCACACUGAUGGAUUCUUCCCGAAUUUACUUCUCAUUAUAUUUACAGAAUUUUUAUCCCAGGGAUAUCAAGGUCACAUGGUACAAUGACAGGAAAACAUGCAAAUCUUUAUUACCAUCUAAUGAAAUUCUAACACAAUCUGAGGAUCUGACGUCUAACGUCAACAGCUGGGUCGAAACUCUUGGGACAAUUUUUGAAGAUCCCCAGGAUAAAGUAACGGUGACGUGGAAACAUGCGUCUCUGGGUGUUACUGAUUCGAUAUCGCUUUGUGUAAGAGGUAGAAGACAUUCAGAUCCCUAACAUGGAAGCCAACAAAAAAACCGCCCUGAAGUGUAGGAUUUCAGGUUAUUUCCCCGACAAGCUGUCUGUGCGCUGGUUUAAGAAACAGAAAGACCAGGAGACGGCGCUUCCCG
This is a messenger RNA of Spea bombifrons (plains spadefoot toad), 2344 nucleotides long. RefSeq lists its product as uncharacterized. Bases 117 to 2231 code for a protein of 704 amino acids. The record is from RefSeq and is a predicted model, not a curated record. The transcript has 9 exons. NCBI's taxonomy places the organism in Eukaryota, Metazoa, Chordata, Amphibia, Anura, Pelobatidae.